Messenger RNA from Silurus meridionalis, 2820 nucleotides. RefSeq names its product far upstream element (FUSE) binding protein 1 (gene fubp1). Gene Ontology annotation, molecular function: mRNA binding. The record is from RefSeq and is a predicted model, not a curated record. NCBI's taxonomy places the organism in Eukaryota, Metazoa, Chordata, Actinopteri, Siluriformes, Siluridae. Gene Ontology annotation, cellular component: cytoplasm; nucleus. Gene Ontology annotation, biological process: regulation of DNA-templated transcription. The transcript is spliced from 19 exons. Bases 92 to 2044 code for a protein of 650 amino acids.
CUGUAGGCCGCAAUUCGAAUUGUUCCGCCUCGUCGUCUGAGCCGCGCGGCCAUCUUCUCUCUAUCACACUCACACACUUCUUCCCUCGGACAUGGCCGAUUACACGAGCGUGGCGCCUCCGUCCUCGAACGCCGGCGGCGGCAUGAACGACGCUUUCAAAGACGCGCUGCAGCGCGCGAGACAGAUAGCAGCCAAAAUCGGAGGUGAUGGAGUUAAUCCACCUCCUGUUUCCAACGAGUUUGCAUACGGAGGGCAGAAAAGGCCUUUAGAGGACGGGGAUCAGCCAGAAACAAAGAAAGUCGCAAGUGACCCUUUUGCUGGAAUGGGUGGAAUGCCUGGUCUUCCGAGGCCUACGUCGGAAGAGUACAAGGUUCCGGACGGGAUGGUUGGCUUCAUAAUCGGAAGAGGCGGAGAGCAGAUUUCAAGGAUACAACAAGAAUCGGGAUGUAAGAUACAGAUUGCGCCAGACAGUGGUGGCAUGCCCGAGCGCUCCGUGACGUUAACAGGCUCUCCAGAUUCCAUCAUGACUGCAAAGAGGUUACUGUCGGAGAUUGUAGAAAAGGGCAGACCGACUCCUUUUCAUCACAGUGACGGACCCGGCAUGUCGGUCCAGGAGAUCAUGAUUCCCGCAUCCAAAGCGGGUCUGGUCAUCGGGAAAGGAGGAGAGACGAUCAAACAGUUACAAGAGCGUGUCGGAGUUAAGAUGGUCAUGAUCCAGGAUGGACCUCAAAACACCGGGGCAGACAAACCACUCAGGAUUUCUGGAGAUCCUUUUAAAGUUCAGCAAGCUAAAGACAUGGUGAUGGACCUGAUCAGAGACCAGGGUUUCCGAGAGCAAAGGGGCGAAUACGGAUCACGGAUGGGUGGCGGAGAAGGUUUGGAUGUUCCCGUGCCUCGCUUCGCAGUGGGGAUCGUCAUCGGCAGGAACGGAGAAAUGAUCAAGAAGAUCCAGAACGACACGGGCGUUAAGAUUCAGUUCAAACCAGAUGAUGGCACCACUCCAGACAGGAUCGCUCAGAUCAUGGGCCCCCCUGAUCGGGCGCAGCAUGCGGCCAGCAUCAUUACAGACCUUUUGCGCAGCGUUCAAACCGGAGGUCCACCAGGCCCUGGGGGCAGGGGCAGAGGUCGUGGACAUGGUAACUGGAACAUGGGGCCACCAGGGGGCCUGCAAGAGUUCUCCUUCACCGUUCCCACCGUUAAGACCGGCCUUAUUAUCGGCAAAGGAGGCGAGACGAUUAAGAGCAUAAGCCAGCAGUCCGGAGCGAGAAUAGAGUUGCAGAGGAAUCCUCCUCCUAAUGCCGACCCCAACAUCAAGAUGUUCACGGUGCGUGGGACGCCGCAGCAGAUUGACUACGCCAGGCAGCUCGUCGAAGAGAAGAUCGGGGGUCCCGUGAGCCCUAUGGGUGGACCUCACGGACCACCAGGACCACAUGGUGGCCCAGCACCGCACGGCCCCCCAGGCCCACCCGGUCCUCCUGCACCUAUGGGACCGUACAAUCCUGGGCCUUACAACCAGGGACCUCCUGGACCUCAUGGUCCUCCAGGGCCGUACCAACCCCAAGGUUGGGGUAACGGUUACCCUCACUGGCAGCAGGGCCAGCCCGAUCCCAAUAAAGCAGCAGCGGAUGCUAACGCAGCAGCGUGGGCCGCCUAUUACGCCCAGUACCAGCAGCAGCCACAGACUCCCAUGACUCCAACGUCCGCCGCCGCUCCGGGCACCACUCCAGCCAACGGGCAAGGUGACCCGCAGGCUCCAGGUCAGAGCGGACAGGCAGAUUACACCAAGGCCUGGGAAGAAUAUUACAAGAAAAUGGGUCAACAAGGCCAGCAGCCACAGGAUUACACCAAAGCGUGGGAGGAGUACUAUAAGAAACAAGGUCAGGCAGCCCCUCAGGCGGCCGGAGCUAGCUCCUCUCAGCCCGGUGGCCAGCCGGACUACAGCGCGGCGUGGGCUGAGUAUUACCGUCAGCAAGCGGCCUACUAUGGCCAGGGCACCUCUCAGCCCAUGGGAGCAGCACCACCGGCUCAGCAGGUACACUCCUAACAGCAUUUAUACCCCCCUCGUUAUCGUGAUCUGUGCUCUGUGUGUGUGUGUGUGUGUGUGUGUGUGUGUGUUUCCCUCUCCCCCUGUCUCUUUAUAACCUUUUUUCUCCACAGCUUCAUCAGGCAUCCAGGAAAGCCAGCAACACACGAGACACUAACCAAGCUGCUCUUCUUUUUUCCCCCCUCCACAGGCGUCUUUAUCUCUGUAAUUAGGUUAAGGGUUGGGGCGGGGUAGUGAGUCACUGUUUCUGCUCUUAACAUGUUGUGUAUUUCUUAUGUAUUUCUUCUGCGCAGGGCCAGUAAUGUGAAGCGGACAUAAAGUAAAUGCCACCUUGUAGAAAAAAUCCUUUGUUAAAUGUUUGGAUGCAGACGCCUUGAUGAAGAUCGUAAUUUCCUUGGUUUGCGUUUAAAUAGAUUGCAAAAAAAAAAAAACCCCACACACACACACAAAGGCUCCGGAUGAUCGCUCCAUAUAUAUAUAUAUAUAUAUUUUUUGGUAAUUUUCUUUGUCAUUUUUUUCCUCUCUUGUGUAAAUUGAACUGUUUUUAGUGCGGUUAUAUUUGGUCAUUCCAGAUCCUGUAUGUUUUUGAUUAUGUAGUUCAGAACUCAUGUCUAUACAAAAGUACUCUUGGUGUUCUCUCUCUCUCUCUCUCUCUCUCUCUCUCGCUCACUUUCUCUUUGUCUCUUUCUCUUCCUCUCGUUCUUUCUCUUUUCCAUGUAAAUGCUCAGUUUUAAAAAUGCCUGUUGUGUUUUGCAAUAAAACAUAAUGAAACCUCC